GUCAAAUGACAACUCACCUUUAAGCUACCUAUUCCGUAUUGGUGUGUGUGUCGCUUUCUCUCUCGACUUCGCUCAGGCAUCACUCAAUCUUUCCAUCCAUUUCCGUCGCCAUUAUUCCACGAGUCCUAGGCAACAGCGACGUACCGCCACCGACAUGACGUUGGUUCACGAGAAGCUAAAAGUAUCCCGUGCGCCUCUUUGACGACAGUUACUACCAUGGCCAAUACAAACACAUCCUUCAGGGACAAAGCGCGCUUCUUCCGCCAGCUUGAAUCUAUUGGCAGGCAAGGCGAGGAUGGCGAGGAUGACGAUGAUGAUUUUCACGAGGCCGAGCAACGCACAAGACAACAAUUGAAAGCGUUUCAAGCCGCGGCGCAACUUCGCCAGCCACUCAGGGAAAGACCGCAGCCGGAAUUACAGCCGCCUCUCUUUCCUCCUCCUCCUCCUUCUCGCCAGCAAGAACAGCAACAGCCACAACGGCGCGUAAGCCCCAGGCGAACCUCUUCAGCUCCGACAUCAGCGCCCCUCACGGAACUAAAACGGAAGGAGGUCAUCGAGCGGACACCACUUGCCGAGAUCAAGGGUCCCGGAAGGAAGGAAGCUCCCACUGAAGACCUCAGCUUCGUCGAAGACACGCCUAUUCCAGAAACUUUGGCUCGACCACCGCUUCAGCCGUUGGCCAGUCUUACUAGAAGCGCUACCACACCGCUUCCUCUUACGAGACACGUUUUGCCGCAUCGCGUAGACAACUCGCCAUCCAUCGCCGCGAUGAAGAAGAGAAAGAGAGAGCCGCCCAUCAAGGUGCUACCCGAGGCGCAGCAGAUCUUUCGUGGAUUACGAUUCCACUUCAUUCCAAAUGAUGACAUCGCGCCAGCCAGGAGGAUUCGGAUCCGAAAAGCGCAAGAGUUUGGUGCCCAGUGGACGAGAUCUCUUGAGAAUGCGACGCACGUCAUUGUCGACAGGCGCCUCGACUGGCAAAGUAUACAGAAUGUGCUCAGUUCGGCAAGCGAAGGGUCAUCGUACACCGUCCUGAACGAGGAUUUCCCGCUGGACUGUAUCAGGUUCAAGACGCUGCUCAACGCAAAACAGAAGCAAUAUCAGGUAUCUGGCUGUCCUGAGCCACCUUCUUCCCCAACCUCGGGAGAACCCAAAACUUCACCUCAGACUGUUCAGCCUUCAACCGGAACAACGGCGCGAGAUUUGCCGCUGAAAAAGCGGCAGACAAAUCCCCAAAAGUGGGAUUACGUUCCACCGCCGUCAACUCCAUCUCGAAGUCAGGAGUCUUCUGGAAGGACAAGUGGAAAUGCGACCGAUAUUGCGGAACCCUCCGUUCUAAGAGAUAUCACAGAGGCUGUGCAAUCAACAGCUACGCGUGAGGCUGCAUUUCAACAAGAUGCCGGAUCUUAUGAAGAUGUCCCCGCCACAGCAGAGAAGUCAACCUCUAUAUCAGAAGAUGAGCUUGAACACGUUAUUUCCCAGCUGCAGCAGUUUAGAGAUCUGCCACUGGAGCAUGACGAUGACGAUGAUGAUGCUCCUGCAACAUCGCCGCAGUUACAUGAACAAGGAUCAGGCAGCGAAGUCUCGGAUGACGAACGCCAAAGGAAGAAAAGAACUGUGGCAAGAACUAGGGGACGAAAAGAAAUGACUUGGGAAGACAAGUUCACGUGUCAUAAAGGGGGCACUCUAGGGAGCGACCAGCACAACCCCAACUCCCGCACAAUUGAGAUCUUGCAGCAGAUGUGCAGCUACUACGAGCGUAUCAACGACACAUGGCGACCCAUUGCCUACAGAAAAGCCAUCACCCAGCUCAAGCGGCAGCCCGCCAAGAUUUCGACCGCUGAGGAGGCGAUUCGACUGCCUGGUGUUGGCCAAAGGUUGGCCGACAAGAUUGAAGAGAUUGUUACUACCAAUCGCCUCAAACGACUGGAAAAUGCAGAGUCGGAUCCGAUGGAUGAGGUUCUGCAGACAUUCCUAAAGAUCUACGGUGUUGGGAGCACACAGGCGAGCCAUUUCAUCGCUCAGGGGUUCCGAACGCUCGAUGACCUCAAGCAAAAAGCAAAGCUGACGGUGAACCAACGAAUUGGUAUCGAUCACUAUGAAGACCUCAACACGCGCAUUCCCAGGCCCGAGAUGAAGUGGUUAAGUGCGGUAGUCAGGUCAGAGGCAGCCAAGCUGGACCCUACUGUUCAAAUCAUCGUCGGGGGCAGCUAUCGUCGCGGGGCUCAAAGCAGUGGGGAUAUCGACUUUAUCGUCACGAAGAAAGGGACCGUGGCAUCAUCGGAACUGAUCCCUUUCCUACGAGACCUGAUCAGGGCACUUGAAGCGCAAAGGUUUCUCGUCGCCAGGUUCGCGGGAUCCAGGGACAAUGACGGAAGCAAAUGGCACGGCUGUUGCGUUUUGCCAAAGAUCGAAGGCUUCAACGACGAAGAGUACCGGAAAGUCUGGAGACGUGUGGACUUCCUAGUGGUGCCAGAAGCCGAAAUAGGGGCGGCACUGAUUUACUUCACAGGCAACGACAUCUUCAACCGCAGCAUACGACUGCUGGCAUCGAAGAAGGGAAUGCGACUCAACCAGAGAGGUCUUUAUAAGAAUGUGAUGAGAGGUCCCGGACGCGCCAAGUUGACCGAAGGAGAGCUUGUUGAGAGCCAGGACGAGAAGAAGAUAUUUGAUAUUCUUGGGGUCAAGUGGAGAGAACCGCACGAGAGGUGGUGUUAA
This is a messenger RNA of Colletotrichum scovillei, 2715 nucleotides long. RefSeq lists its product as uncharacterized. Gene Ontology annotation, biological process: double-strand break repair via nonhomologous end joining. NCBI's taxonomy places the organism in Eukaryota, Fungi, Ascomycota, Sordariomycetes, Glomerellales, Glomerellaceae. The record is from RefSeq and is a predicted model, not a curated record. Bases 217 to 2715 code for a protein of 832 amino acids. Gene Ontology annotation, molecular function: DNA binding; DNA-directed DNA polymerase activity. The transcript has a single exon. Gene Ontology annotation, cellular component: nucleus.